Molecule: messenger RNA, 608 nt
Organism: Eubalaena glacialis (North Atlantic right whale)
Lineage: Eukaryota; Metazoa; Chordata; Mammalia; Artiodactyla; Balaenidae
Gene: PRIMA1
Product: proline rich membrane anchor 1
Exons: 5
Coding region: 85-546 (153 amino acids)
Source: RefSeq, a predicted model, not a curated record
CCGGCGCUCCUCCCAGGCAUGUGAAGCCCCCAGGCACCCGCGCAGUCGCCAGGUUCGCCCCAGGAGCGGGUGCCGCGGGCCGAGAUGCUCCUCCGGGACCUGGUGCUGCGCCGUGGCUACUGCUGGCCCUCACUGCUGCUGCACUGCGCGCUCCACCCGCUCUGGGGCUUCGUGCAGGUGACGCACGGGGAGCCCCGGAAGUCCUGCUCCAAGGUGACCGACAGCUGUCAACACAUCUGCCAGUGCCGGCCCCCGCCCCCGCUGCCCCCGCCCCCGCCGCCCCCGCCGCCGCCCCGACUCCUCUCCGCCCCAGCUCCCAACGCUACCUCGUGUCCCAUUGAGGAAAGCUGGUGGUCAGGGCUGGUGAUCAUCAUCGCGGUAUGUUGUGCCUCCCUGGUGUUUCUCACUGUGCUUGUCAUCAUUUGCUACAAAGCCAUAAAGAGGAAACCCCUGAGAAAAGAGGAAAACGGCACCGGUGUUGCUGAGUAUCCCAUGACCUCCUCGCACGGCAACAAAGGGGUGGACGUGAACAGCGCCGUGGUGUGAGUCUACAGGCCCUGGGCCGCUGGCCAGAGGGGCACCUCGGCGGCACUAGUGGACACAGGAAA